AUGCGUCUGUCGAAUAUUAUUCUCGCCGCCCUGCCUGCCUUCGUCUUUGCGGAGGGGGAUGAUGAGGCUACCACUACUCUCACAUCAACUUUGACUCGUACCAAGUACAUCACGCUCUCCGCAGCAGACGCCCAGUCAGCAGUGACACCCAACGCCACGACCACCACCUCUGCUACGACAACUCCUGGCAGCAGCAGCACCGGCCUGACUACUGUUACGAGCGCUAGCGCAACCGGCUCUGGUUCAUCCCAGCCUUCUUCGACCAACGAGCCCGGAGCUGCCUCUGCCCUCGACGUGUCUCGCAUUGCCUAUGCCGGCGCCUUGGGCGCUAUUGUCGUUGCCCUGAUGUAA
Clonostachys rhizophaga is the source of this 351-nucleotide messenger RNA. The record is from the annotation of a GenBank genome assembly. Lineage: Eukaryota; Fungi; Ascomycota; Sordariomycetes; Hypocreales; Bionectriaceae.